AUGCAAAGAAUCUGCUGCAACAUUUAUAGAGCGAAAGAGAAAGUAGAUCAGCAUUGCAGUUUAACCUAUCUAUCCGGAAUAGAUCGCAUGUGGACAAAACUCGAUUCAGGCUCUGACGAUGAGGCAACGCGGCCAAUACUGUCAAAAGACUCUAAGUCUCGCCAAGACAAGACGAAGUUAUCGUUGCGUUCCCAUCUUGACGAUCGAAAGGAGCGAAAGUUGUCUAAGGCAUUUGAUGAGAAGUACCAGGCCGAAUUUCACCCCCUGUAUCUUCAAGUGCAGUCAGCGCUACACAGGCUACAACAGAGGAAAAAUUAUGAGGACCAAAUCUGGAACACGCUCGAGAAUGGCUCUUCGAUACUUCCAUGCGAAGACCAGGUCAAAGAAUAUAACCACUCUUGUAAAGAACUCGAAAAAGAAAAGAAAGAUUUGGAUUCUAUUAGACGCCAAAGCUUUGACCGAUUGUCCUGGACAAGCCCAGAAUGGGACUUCAGGAACAGUGAACAGGGUAUAGAUGAUAAUAUGAACACAUUCUGUAAAGAAUUCAAUCUAGAUAAUAAUACUGCCAAAGAUACUGGUGAAGAACUUCACAGUGGUCAAAUUCUUGAUACCCAAAUUAGACUGUACUAUAAAUUUAUUCUCAAGUCCUGGGAGGAGAGGGAGAUUGAUAAACUUGCAAAUUAUAAACAAAAUAUCCAAGAGUAUCCAAAAAUGACUGCAGAUAUUAAGAAGAGGGUUGAAGAUGAAAGAAGCUCAAAAAAGACUGAAAAUAAUGAGAGAAUACUAAUAGAUGCUGUAAAACAAUUAAAACAAGUGGAAGAAAAGAUCAAGCAAACAUUAGAAGUUAGGCAGACAAUAUUACAUAUUUAG
Molecule: messenger RNA, 870 nt
Organism: Fomitiporia mediterranea MF3/22
Lineage: Eukaryota; Fungi; Basidiomycota; Agaricomycetes; Hymenochaetales; Hymenochaetaceae
Exons: 6
Coding region: 1-870 (289 amino acids)
Source: RefSeq, a predicted model, not a curated record